AUGUUCUAUGCUAAUUUCUCAAGAAAAACAGGCCCCGCACCACCUCUGCGCACAACCCCGCGGGCCUGGCUCAGGCGGGAGUGCGGGGCCAGCACCAUGAGCACCCCGGGCAGCCCCGACCAGGCCUAUGACUUCCUGCUCAAGUUCCUGCUGGUGGGCGACAGCGACGUAGGCAAGAGUGAGAUCCUGGAGAGCCUGCAGGAUGGUGCAGCUGAGUCCCCAUACAGCCAUCUCGGGGGGAUCGACUACAAGACGACCACCAUCCUGCUGGACGGCCAGCGGGUGAAGCUGAAGCUCUGGGAUACGUCGGGGCAGGGAAGAUUUUGUACCAUAUUCCGCUCCUACUCUCGUGGUGCACAAGGAGUGAUCCUGGUCUACGACAUUGCAAACCGCUGGUCUUUUGAGGGUAUGGAUCGAUGGAUUAAGAAGAUCGAUGAGCAUGCCCCUGGUGUCCCUAAAAUCCUGGUGGGGAAUCGCCUACAUCUGGCAUUUAAGAGGCAGGUGCCCAGGGAGCAGGCCCAGGCCUACGCCGAGCGCCUGGGUGUGACCUUCUUUGAGGUCAGCCCUCUGUGCAAUUUCAACAUCAUAGAGUCUUUCACGGAGCUGGCCAGGAUCGUGCUGCUGCGGCACAGGAUGAAUUGGCUCGGGAGACCCAGCAAGGUAAUUAGUUUGCAAGACCUCUGCUGCCGCGCCAUCGUGUCCUGCACGCCCGUACACCUGGUGGACAAGCUCCCGCUCCCCAUUACCUUAAGAAGCCACCUCAAGUCCUUCUCCAUGGCUAAGGGCCUGAAUGCCAGGAUGAUGCAAGGCCUCUCCUACUCCCUCACCACCAGCUCCACUCACAAGAGCAGCCUCUGCAAAGUGGAGAUCGUCUGCCCACCCCAGAGCCCACCCAAAAACUGCACCAGAAACAGCUGCAAAAUUUCUUAA
Molecule: messenger RNA, 930 nt
Organism: Gorilla gorilla gorilla (western lowland gorilla)
Lineage: Eukaryota; Metazoa; Chordata; Mammalia; Primates; Hominidae
Gene: RAB40A
Product: RAB40A, member RAS oncogene family
Exons: 1
Coding region: 1-930 (309 amino acids)
Biological process (GO): intracellular signal transduction
Molecular function (GO): GTP binding; GTPase activity
Source: RefSeq, a predicted model, not a curated record